This is a messenger RNA of Pneumocystis murina B123, 1167 nucleotides long. RefSeq lists its product as hypothetical. Gene Ontology annotation, molecular function: protein binding; nucleosome binding. Gene Ontology annotation, cellular component: ESC/E(Z) complex. The transcript is spliced from 7 exons. NCBI's taxonomy places the organism in Eukaryota, Fungi, Ascomycota, Pneumocystomycetes, Pneumocystales, Pneumocystaceae. The record is from RefSeq and is a predicted model, not a curated record. The coding region runs from base 1 to 1167 and encodes 388 amino acids. Gene Ontology annotation, biological process: negative regulation of transcription by RNA polymerase II.
AUGAAAAAGUUUAUGAUUGAAACAUGCAUUUUUGCUAAAAAUAAUGUAUCAUUUUUUGAUAUUAAGUUUUUUCCAGAAAAAACAGCAAAAAAUGAAGAUAUAUUUGCAAUUGUAGGAAAUAAAACAAUUAUUAUAGGGAAAACAAAUGGAAAUAAAAUUUCAGUUUUAUCUACAUAUCAUGAUCUAAACGAAGAAGAAAACCUAUGUUGUUGUGCAUGGACUAUAGAAAAUAAUACAGAUAAACCAUUAUUAUGUGUUGCGGGAGCAUCAGGUGUAAUUAAAAUUAUAGAUAUAUAUUCAGGAAAAGUAUCAAAAGUACUAAAAGGGCAUGGAGAUGAAAUUCUAGAUAUUAAGGUCUCUCCAAUAAAUUCAUCUAUUGUUGCAACAGCAUCUUUUGAUCAUACUAUUCGUAUAUGGUCACUUAUGGAAGAAAAUAGCUCACAACCUACAUUAGUAUCGUGUGGAGGAGAAGGAGGUCAUGAUGAUCGGGUUUUAACAAUUGCAUUUCAUAGCUCAGCUAAAUACAUACUUUCUGGAGGAAUGGAUCAUUCUAUAAAAAUAUGGACAGUGCCUACUUUUUUAAAAACAAAUAAAGCAGAAGAAUAUUAUAAAAUUCGAGAUAACAUGAUUUUUUUACCAUAUCCUCAUUUUUCUACAACUGCAAUACAUACAAAUUAUGUGGAUUGUGUAGAAUUUUACGGAGAUCUUAUCUUUUCUAAGUCAGCAGAGGAAGGCAAAAUUAUCCUUUGGAAAAUUCUUGGAUUUGAUAGUAAAGCAGACCCUCCUCGUCCAGAAUGUGCUCCAACAACUUAUGAAUGGUCAGAAACAAGAAGCUUUUUUGGAAGUGGACUUCAAAAACUAUUACAAUUUAUGGUUCUAGAUUGCAAUCCAUGGUUUAUGCGUUUUAGUGUUUGGAAUUCAUUGGAUACUAAAAACAAAUUCCAAACACUUUUAACAAUUGGAAAUUUUAAAGCAAAAAUAUUUAUAUGGGAGAUAUCAGAAAAUAUUGACUAUAAAGAUCCAUAUACACUAAUUAAACCUCAAAUUGUAUUAACUAUCCCCAAAACAUCUACAGCUAUUCGACAACUUUCAAUCAAUAAUGAUGGUUCUUAUUUAAUAGCUGUUGGUGAUAUGGGAUUAAUUGCUUUAUUUAAAGCUCAAAUAUAA